Molecule: messenger RNA, 1065 nt
Organism: Fomitiporia mediterranea MF3/22
Lineage: Eukaryota; Fungi; Basidiomycota; Agaricomycetes; Hymenochaetales; Hymenochaetaceae
Product: short-chain dehydrogenase/reductase SDR
Exons: 8
Coding region: 41-940 (299 amino acids)
Source: RefSeq, a predicted model, not a curated record
CGCGUCUCAGUAAGAGGAAAUCACACCCUUCUUGCAUUGAAUGACGCCAACUGUGCGCAUCCGAACCCUAUUUAAUCUGCCUCAGCGCGUGGCAUCUCUUCAGCACUCAACCAGAUUCUCUCGCGUCAAUUGGACUUCGACCAGCUCCUACCAACUCAAGAAACAAUUCGCAAAAAUGGCUUCGCAGAAUGCUCGUCCCAUUCUUGUCGUUGCCGGUGUCGGCAAUGGAUCAGGAACUGGAGCUUCUACUGCGAGGGUCUUCGCUAAGGAAGGCUAUCGUGUCGCUCUAAUUGCCAGAAACGCAGAUCACUUGAAAAAGACCGCAGACGAGAUCAACGCGGCUGGAGGAGUGGCUGCACCAUUUCCGGUGGCGACAUACGAUGCUGCAUCAUUGACUUCAGCUUUCAACUCUAUCAAAGGCCAGUGGCCCGACUCGCGCUUGCGCGUUGCAGUGUGGAAUGCUGGAUACGGCAUCUGGAAGCCGUUCCUGCAGAUCACCGACGAAGAAGUCGCGGAGGCUCUUAAUACUAACGUUCGUGCAGCUUUCGCGUUCUCGCGCCUUGCUAUUACUGCGUUCAAGGAGAACGAUCUAAACGAUGUUGGUAAGCGAGGCGCGUUGAUUUUCACAGGAGCGACUGCCGCGUGGAGAGGCAAUACGACGACUAGUGCCUUUGCGGCAGGCAAGUUCGGAUUGCGUGCUUUGUCGCAGAGCUUGAACAAGGAAUUUGGGAAGGAUAACAUUCAUGUCUCCCAUUCCAUUAUUGACGGAGUUAUCUUGACUGAUCGUGUGCGCAGUUACCGUAACGACAAAGACUGGGAGAAUGAGGACAUACGUCUUAACCCAGACAGUAUAGCAAAGUCAUACCUGUAUCUUGUGAAUCAAGACCGCACUGCCUGGACUUGGGAGCUUGACCUCCGCCCGGCUCACGAGAAAUGGUGAUGAUUUGCUUUGAAUAUCUGUGUUAGGCGACGUGUGUCUGGAGAAUGAAAUCAUGUAAAGUAUACGCACCUAGCUAUUAAAGAAAUGAAUCAGAUUAGUUGUUGUUCAUAUUCGUUUCUCCCUGA